Molecule: messenger RNA, 1383 nt
Organism: Vicia villosa (hairy vetch)
Lineage: Eukaryota; Viridiplantae; Streptophyta; Magnoliopsida; Fabales; Fabaceae
Product: trihelix transcription factor ENAP2-like
Exons: 2
Coding region: 167-1078 (303 amino acids)
Cellular component (GO): nucleus
Molecular function (GO): transcription cis-regulatory region binding
Source: RefSeq, a predicted model, not a curated record
ACCAAACAAACUCUAAAAUAGUUUAAAAAAAAAAAACAGAACAAGAAUUGAAAGAGUUUUCCCCGCACAGGCACAAUACUCUCGCCGUGAAUAUUUGCUCAGCCUCCGUCGCAGUCUGCCGACCGUUCAGAACUCUCCACCGAUUUUGCCAACUCCACCGCUCGUUAUGGACUCCAUCUCCGGAGUUCCGUCUCCCCUCAACACCGCCCCGCCGCGACCUCCGUCGUCAUCGCCGUUUCCCGGCCGGGAAGACUGCUGGAGCGAAGACGCUACUUUCACUCUCAUCGACGCAUGGGGUGAGCGCUACCUAGACCUUAACCGCGGUAACCUUCGCCAGAAGCACUGGCAAGAGGUUGCCGACGCCGUCAACGACCUCCACGCCGCCGGUAACAACAACAAGAAAGCUCGUCGAACCGACGUUCAGUGCAAGAACCGAAUCGACACGCUGAAAAAGAAGUAUAAGAUCGAGAAAGCUAGGGUUUCCGAAUCCGACAGCGGUUACCAGAGUUCUUGGCCAUUCUUCUCCAGCCUCGACGUCCUCAUCGGAAACACUUUUCCGGUAAAGAAACACUCGCCGCCGGUAAGCGAACGAACCACCGUCGCCGUCGUCAAAUCUCCACCGUCUCCUCCGGCAUGGAUAGUCUCUCAUCCGGUUGGUCCCCGAUCCGGGACACAAAAACGUCCGGCGCAGAUGAACAGAGACGACACUUCUUUCCGACGGAAUUUCUCAGCCUUUGCAACUGCCGCAGCGGCAGUGGCUAAGGCAGAAAGUGAGGAAACCGAGGAAUGGAAGUCGAAUAGUGGAAAGAAGAGUGGGAAGAGGGGAAGAGAGAGUGAUAUGAACAUGGAGUGUGGGUACAAACAUCUUGCUCAGGCGAUAGAGAGGUUUGGUGAAGUAUACGAAAGAGUUGAAGCUUCGAAACAGAGACAAAUGGUGGAAUUGGAAAUGCAGAGGAUGAAAUUUGCAAAGGACUUAGAGUUCCAAAGGAUGAAGUUAAUCAUGGAAACGCAGAUUCAGAUUCAGAAAAUCAAGCGCAGCAAGCGUUGUUCUCCCGGUGUUGCAGACAGUUUCUCAUAGCAACCGGUGAAGAAGAAUUCUAUUGAGAAGAUUAGAUAGAUUUUACAUUUUGGACAUGGAAGCAUAUAUAGCCCCCUUUUUACCUUAUGAAAAAAUAAUUUAGGAAAAGGUAUUUCACAGUGAGGUUCAGGUUUGGUUGUAUUUAUAAUGUAAUGCUUGCUUUUGUGUAGUAAUUUUUCUUUCUUUUUUGAUCACCUUUGAACCUUUGAGGAACACUAGAGAAGAUCAUAAAUGAACAGUAGAUUGUGGAUGGCUUACUCAAUGGAAACUUUCAUUGAUUAGAUUUAUAAAGAUAGCUUACAUUA